AUGAUUAACGCUUACAAAAACAACCUAUUAUUUCCUCAAGAAGUUUUUGCAGCUCAAAGCAACCUAGCAAGAGAAACAAUGGGCUACAACACUCUUGAUCAAGGACUAAAAAUAAGACCUUAUAUCGAUGAACAACUCAUAAGCAAAUUGGUCGAAGAAAAACUAAACAAAAUGUGGGGCUGGUUUGUAGGUUUUGGUAAUUUUAUAUCUGGAUUAUUAGGUGUAUUUGUUAUAUGGAAAAUCUUUAUGAUAUGUCUAAACACAACAAUCAACAUGUCAAUCUUAUAUCAAACUUUUGGAUUUAGCUUUAAAGUACUGGCAGGUUUAUUUGCAAGCAUGACACAUUCUUUUAUGCCUAAAUCACAUACUAAAGCUAAACAAAUACACAAAAUAAUGAAAAUGAAAUCCAGCGAGACAUACUUAUUAGACAAUAUUACAGAACAACCUAUAUCACAACCUACACCACAACCUAGACAAAUCUAUCCAUCACUAAAUAUAAAAAACACACAACACCAAGAUCUUAGAAGAUCAUUAUAA
Molecule: messenger RNA, 537 nt
Organism: Macrosiphum euphorbiae (potato aphid)
Lineage: Eukaryota; Metazoa; Arthropoda; Insecta; Hemiptera; Aphididae
Source: the annotation of a GenBank genome assembly